Cylindrotheca closterium is the source of this 4047-nucleotide messenger RNA. The record is from the annotation of a GenBank genome assembly. NCBI's taxonomy places the organism in Eukaryota, Bacillariophyta, Bacillariophyceae, Bacillariales, Bacillariaceae.
AUGGAUGAAACCAAACAGCAGCAAUCAUCGCCUUCUCCUGCAUACACGCAAAGCAGUCUCAAUCGAUUAUUGUACGACCCACCGCGAUGGGGCUGGUCUGCCGUUGGAGGCAUAGCUGAUCUAUUGACGCCGCAUGAAAGAUCCCGUCGACGAAGCACUCAGGUAGCAUUUCGUCAAAAGAUACGAUUGGAAAAGGAAAAGGAAAUCGCAAAGCAAAAUGAAUCUAUUGUUCUGAAUGCUCCAGAGAUGGCUGCACCGAUUGUACAGGCUGCUCCAGCACAACAGAUAGCACCGACAGCUGGGGAAUCGGUUGAAUUGGAACAAAUGAAACCGCAGCAGUCAGCUCCAGAGCAACAAAACCCAUCACAGCAAGAGCCGCCUUCUGAGAUGGAAUCAUCACAACUGCAACAAACACAACCGGAUUCUCAAAUGCAGCAACCGCCGUCACAGGUGCAACCGAAAGUUCAACAAGACCAGAGACUUCAGGUACAAAUAGAAGGGCUCAAAACAAUUGCACCAGAUCCGACUUCAUUGCCAACUUCCACAGCUUCAAUGCGUUCCGAAAUCAGUACCAUACCGUUGACGCUGACAGCAACAGAACGCAACCCUGAUCAAUCGAAAGUGGAUAGAUCCACUUCUCAGUCACUUCCAAAUACUCGUCUAGAAGAUCAUUCUGCUCUGUGGGGAAUGUCAUUGAAACCUUUGACCGAAGACACUGCUAAUCCACUCAGCAACCAAAACCGAGAAAUAGAGGCUUCCGUAGAGGCGGGCAGAGAUGGAAUUUUGGAUAUGUACAGUUAUCAUCGUGGACGUGAAGGAAUGGAACCAAGAGAUCCCGACUCGGGGGAAAUCCUUGCUGCCUCCAUUCCAACUGACACCAAUCAUAAUUUUGAUGCACAAAAGCUAUUGGCUACUAUCAUUGUCGAAUUUCCAUUGGAAGAUUAUGAUAUGGACACAAUUGCUACCAGUACUGGGGAAGAAUCAAGUGUUGCGAUGUUCAAGGAAACUUUGCAGUGGGAUUUGGACGACUCAGCUACACCUUCACCGGCCGAAUUUGCCAAUAAAAUAUCUGAGGAGUAUGGACUCUCCUUUGGUCAGAUGAUGGACUUGGCUUCUUCAAUUCAGGGCCAAAUCGAUGCUCACAUUCGUCAAAGCUGCAACUACUGCGCCCCCGUUGCAAUUUCCGAUCCAACAGGAAAUGAGAGACGCUUCAACGCAGUCGUUCGGCAAGCCCAACCAUAUGACUACCUGGUGAGAGGCGAUGGUGGGGGCGUUUUGAUUUCCAGGAAACGAACCCAAAAACACCAACUGCCGUUUCCCUUCCCGUCCAAACCGAAGGCACAGUCUAUAUCUGCUAUACCUACGACCGACACCACUUCCAACAAAAGCGGCAGUCGAAAGGGGCCCAAAAAAGGAUACAUCAAGCAAGUCAUAGAGGUUGAUGAAGAUGUCGAGGAUGUCUACAGUGAGGAAAUUCAGAAGAGGGUAAUGCAAGCUUCAAAGCAGCGCAUUUUGACCACUCCAACGGGCGAAAAGAGCGGCCUCCUCGAGCUGAAGAAAAAUUUUCACUGCCAUAUUUGUCACAAGAAAAGUGAUCUUACCUACACAUUUGCUUGUGGGAUCGGGAAUCAUGUAUACUGCUUGGUUCAUUGCAAAAAUCGACUUGGUUUGGAUUUUGACGUUGAAAAGCCUGCCUAUCUGGACUACUGUCCCAUCUGUGCCUUAUCCUGCGACUGCGCUUCCUGCUCGCGAAGGUUGAAGAAUGUAGCAUAUGAUUUCAAGAAACACUGUACUGAGCAAAACGCGGAACCAUGUAAAGUUUUUUUUCCAAAUGUUCUGGAGAAAUGCCAAAACACGAGUGCUACAGCUUCGACGAGAAGGACUUUCAAAGUCAUCGGAAUAGCUCCAGAUACGACCGAAAGAUCCGUCAGUAAGAAGAGCGGGCAAGCGGCUUCAAAAUCGACUGAUGCCGUGAACAAACAGCCAAGACCAAGUGUUCCUAAGCCAUCGCUAUUAGACUUUCCUCGUGAGGUCUGCGGGGCAGUCGACAUCGAUGUAGGUCACCCUGAUGACUAUAUGACGGUGUACUCUUGUGAUGGCUCUUUUCGCGCGCAUUCGGUUCCUGAUGUCUGGGAGAAGGAGCAACAAAGGGCACUUGAGCUGGAAAAUGAACAGAAAACUAGUGACUCCUUGUCACAAGAAAUCGUGGUUUCAAAUUGUGAAGAAGUUGUCGAAGAUGGCAAUGUCGAUUAUUGCCAUAUGUGUGGAAAAGCUGGAAACAUUAUUUGCUGCGACUUUUGUCCGAGAACAUUUCAUCAAGCUUGUAUGGAUAACCGUGCUGUGUCUGGUGAAGAUGAUGGAGAUCAAAAGUGGGAAUGUCCCGUUUGUAAAAGUGAAAAGGUCGGGCUUCCAUCAGACCUCGUUGACGGGACGGCACAUCAUGAAAUGAUCAUUUCCAGCAUUGAAGAUAAUGAUGACCUAAAGAAGGACGAGAAUGGGCUACGAGUUUUCGCCAUCAUCUAUGAAAUGGUAAACAAGUUGAUGGUGUACGAUUUUGGGAUUAUCUUCCAGAAGCCAGUGCAAGGUGAAAAGGGGUACAGAAAGAUCGUGAAGCAUCCAAUGGAUCUUGGGACGAUCAGAACGAAGGUGAAGAAUGGGUGGUACAUUGAUGCAAAGGCAAUCUCGUUCGAUGCAGCUAUUGCUGCAGCUUUGAAGGAUGUGGAGCUAGUCUGGCACAAUUGCUUUCUUUACAAUGCUUUAGACAGUGCGGUUUAUAGAAUGGCAGGUGUUCUUAGACGGCGAGCCUUGGGCAUCCGAAAGAAGAGCUUUGAUCACCUGCUAAGUGAUGGGGUCAAGUCUACUGUUGGUGAAUAUGUCACCUUGUGCGAAAGGGGACGACUGCAGUUGUUACUUACACAAAGACCGAAAAAUAUUGCCGAGUCAAAGGCAUUACAAGCCAAGCAACCAAAAGGGAAGUACAAAAUGUUUGUAAAUUCAAAACACGCGAAGACCAAGAAAGUUGCUAUCUUGGACCCAUCCACAGGUCGAAUUCUCAAGACCUACUCUUCCGUCAAGAAUGCGGUCGUUGCGUACUCCCAUCUGGCAAAGCUUGGGCAUGAAUGCGAGUGGACUGAGCCCGAUGUCGCGAAAUUGAUAAAUCGCAGCACCCACGACUCAAAGUGUCUCAUAUUUGGAUACAGAUGGUUGCCUUUAGAUGAUCUUCGAGCUCUCAAGGUGAAAUUUAGGAAAAAGGCACCGGCAUCGGCGUCGACAAUUCUUGAAAUGAACUACGAAAAUUGUCGUUAUCUUUUUUUGUCAAUCGAACAUGCACUUUCCUACUUUUUCUUAUCGCCAGGUGUCGAGAUGAGUGAAGCCCGGUCCCAACUCAAACGCGUUCCUGCUGGAACUGACUAUGUAGAACUAUUUGGGGUCGGUUGGCGAAGACCUCUUUUUGAAGGUUUGAAUCCAGAGAAAGGUGGUACCGGUACAAGCGAGACGGUUUCAUUUGAAAAUCAGCAGCAGAGUUUGUUGGUAGAUUGCUCUGUGGUGAAGAUGGAUUCCUGUACGCGGAGAACGAUGAUGGCUUUCGGAACUGAAACCGCAGCUUUCGAAGAUUGGAAAAGGGCCAAUUCUGCAUCGCCACUGUCGACUAGGCCCAGCUCAGAAGAUUUGGAGCAUUUCAAGAAAGAGUAUCUCGAAGGCCUUAGGCAUGUGGAUGGCAUGGUAUGGAGGAGGUGUAACGUAACCGAGAGGAACGAAGGCCAACCCAAACCUGCCGAGAAGGAUGCGGUGCCUGUUUCGACAGGAGAGGCUUCAACUGAUGCUGCUAAGGACACGGUUGAACCACAAAAGAAUGAAGAAAAGGACAAAAAUGCCGAGCAAAGCAAAAAGGAACAGACUGGUGCAAGCAGCGCUGCUGCCUCUUCUGGACAUUCGUUGGAAUCACCCACCACUUUGGGUAAGCGGAAACAGGAUUCGGACGGUGAGCAGCAAACAGAGCCAAAGAAACAGGCAUGUGAUGACCGGGAAGCAAUGGAUAGAUGUUGA